GAUUUCAUAUUAACUGUUUUUUUAGGGAAAAAAAUAAAAAAAUAUGGCAAACAAUAUUAUUGAUACUUCUGAUCAAAAAAGCAAAGAAGGUGACGCUAAAACACAGUUUGAUGUCAUUUGUAAUGACUUGGACCUAAAUGAAAGCAUCAAAACAAAAGCAUGGGAUGAAUUUGAACAAAUAAAUCGUAAUGUGACACUUGAGGGUGACAGUCUUCAUUGGUUGGCUUGUUCACUAUAUGUUUCAUGUCGCAAAGCAUGUUUAGUAAAAGAUCCAUCCACAGAUGCACCUUCCAUUCCUUUAGCCAAACUUUUAAAUUUGUCGCAACUAAGUAUGCUUCAUUUCUUUCAAAAAGUUUACAAGUGGCUUGACAUGGGCAAGCAUGGAAAUGAAUUGAGUGCAAAAGUUGAACAACUCGAAAGAAAUUUCUCUGUAUCUUCAAUUGUAUUUGAGAAGUAUUUGUCAAUAUUUGAUGAUAUCUACAUAAAAAAUUGGACAGAAAGUACAAAGAGAGGAAGAAGUCAAAAAGGUCUGACAGCACUAACAACAAGAGACAUAUUCAAUUUUUGUUGGACGUUAUAUAUUCGUACUAAAGCUAAUUAUCCAGAAAUUAGUGAUGACCUUGUUAAUUCUUAUCAUCUGCUUCUUUGUUGUGUGGAUAUCAUUUUUGCCAAUAUUCUUUCAUCAAAGCAGUUCAAGUCUUCGUUAAAUCCUUAUUUUAAAGGUGUACCAAAGGAUUUUAUGGAUUUUGAAUACAAUGAUGUACCGUCUAUUAUUGAUGAUCUUUGUCAACUCUAUGAAGGUUUAGCAAUUGAGACAAAAAUCAUUUGCAAGCAGUUUCUUGGUGCAUUUUUAGACAACUUAAUAAAAAAUCAUCACAUGAGGGGACAGGGGACAAACAAAAAAACUAAUCUGAUGAGUCAGCAGAAUUUAAAAUUUAAUUUAAAGUAUCUAAAUGAUAGUUAUGAAAAACUUAUCUUACAAAAUGGUGAUAUCGAUGAAAGAAUAUUCAUCAAAGAGGAUGCGCCGAUUAGAAUUGGAACCCCUGUGAAACGAGUUACUGCUUUUACUGAUGUUGAUGAAAGAGAAAGGUCUCAAGUAAAAAGAAAUCUACAAGAGUAUUUCAACAAGGUAAAGGGCUUUGUCCCACAAACACCACUUACUGGCCGACGUUGGUUAGAUGAAAAAAAUUUACGAUCUAGUGAGUCCUUUAUCACCCAACCUGCAAUACGACUGCAGGAAUUGGUAAAAGGUUUAAAACCAGCACCCAGUGAUGAACUAUACGAAAUUUUUAAAACAUUUAAAGAGAAUCCAGAAGAAAAUUUAAAAACAAUACUUAAUAAUUUUUCAUCAAUUUUUAUUGAAGAAUACUCAAAGAAAUUUGAUGAUUCUAGCAAUAUUGCAAAUAAUACUGAUUUUGCGAAAGCAAGAUUGCAUCUAUCACUUGUCUUGUUUUAUAAGACUUUAGAAAUUUUUUUAAAAGCUGAGAAGAAAAAAUCUUCAGCUGAUCUCUCAGUUCUUUUGCAGCAAGAAAUUUUCAUCAAAUGUUUGUUUACUUGCUGUCUUGAAAUUGUCAUUUACUCCUACAAUUCUUCCAAAGUAUUUCCAUGGAUUUUAAAGGUUUUUAAUUUAAAACCAUAUCAUUUCUUCAAGGUUAUCGAGUUGGUGAUAAGAGGAGAAGACUUAUCUAGAGAUGUCAUCAAACAUCUAAGUCGGAUUGAAGAGCAAAUAUUGGAAACGCUUAGUUGGCGAACAGGUUCACCAAUAUACUCUGCUUUGAAGACUUAUGGUAUUCCAAGAUGUCAAGAAGUUGCUACAGAUACAGGCGUGAUGACACCACUCUUUUUUAUGUCUCCAACUACAGUGCGUAUGAAUAAAGAUGGUGUACAACAAUCGCCAAUAAUCUCACUUCGUGAUCGGUUUGGUCCAGUAGCACCUCCAGGUCCAGCAAAAAGAAACUUAUUUGGUUCACCUGUCAAAACUGAACCUGCUAAAACAGCUGAUAAACAAGCAACAGCUGUUGUGCUGCCACCAAAUACAGCUGCUGGUCAACUAUCUUCUGUACGUUUUCCAAUCAUGUUAGCAUCUCCGGGAUCCAGUCCUGUUAGAUUGUUUACAGUGGCUACUCAACGCGGUACUCCACCACGAACAGGUGUUAUUCGAAUUCCAGCUAGUCCAAGUAAAGCAAACACGAAAAAAUACGGCUCUCUUGGUAUUUUCUUUCGCAAACUGUACCACAUGUCAAGCUUACGAUUAAAAGAUUUAUGUGAUAAUUUGAGCAUUGGGAGCGAACUUCAUAAAAAGAUAUGGACUUGCUUUGAGCAUAGCCUUGUGGAGAACAUUGAUAUUCUUCGUGAUCGUCACAUUGAUCAGUUAUUAAUGUGCGCUGUUUAUGUGAUGGCGAAAGUUACCAAAGAAGACAAAUCGUUCCAUGAAAUUAUGAAAUGGUAUCGCACGCAACCUCAGGCGACGAGUGAUGUAUACCGUCAUGUACUUAUAGAAAGGGCAAGCGAUCGAGUCUCUUCAGAAACUGAUACUGAAGCUUCUUCUACAGCUAAUAGUGCUGUGGAUAAGGUUGAAGAAAAUAUUAAAAAAGAAGAAAACGAGAAUAAUAAAGAAGAAGAAAGGAUUAAAACCGACCAAGAUAAUGCAAAUGACGAUCAAAUGGAUAAAAAUGUAUAUAAUGACUUGAUACAGUUCUAUAAUAUUGUUUAUAUAAAAAAGAUAAAAGAUUUUGCUCUUAAAUUUGCAUCUAAUAAAGUCACGCUCGAUGCUCCUCCACUGUCUCCGUUACCUGUGUCAAGAAAACAAGUGCACUCUCCACGGCAGGUGUCGAAACAACAUCAAAUCUACUUAUCGCCCAUCAAAUCAGCUGUUCAAAUGACACCACGAAGUAAAAUGCUAUACUGUUUCGAUUCGGACUCGCCCAAUAAGCUUGGUGAAAUAAAUGCAAUGAUAAAGGGUGGGACGCGAAGAAGAGUUUUACUCGAUGCUGACGAAGAAACCGGUCCAACUGCACCAAAACGCCCAUUAAAUGGCUUGGUUAAGCGAGCUCAAGAGUUAAGACAGGAGCAAAUGAACCAUAGACCAUUAAACAAUCAUAAAUAAAUUGAAAUAUAUGUAUAUGAAUAUUUUAGUUAUGCGAUUCUUUCUAUCUCGUGUGUCUGGAGUGAAGGGUUUUUUUCAUCCGUGUUACGUUUGUGUUUUACUUCACACGAUUUUCAGCUAAGAGACAACGAACAAACUUUGCUGCAGUCCAGUUUUGUGUGUUGAUUAAAUUUAAUAUUUUUGUGGAGAACAGAUAAUGGUUGCGUUUUAAAUCAUUUUUUUGACUGGAAUUAUUUUUUUUUUAUUUUUACUUAUUUUGUAAACAAUUUUAUGUGAUUUUAAUAUUUCUCAAACAUUUUUUUUCUUUUUAAUUUUAAUUUGUAUUUACAAUUUAUUUUAUUUGAAGAUAAAUUUUUUGUUUCAUGGUGUAUUCUAGCUCUGCUAGAACUGAAUAGAAAGAAAUAAUAAAAUGCAAAA
Molecule: messenger RNA, 3523 nt
Organism: Hydractinia symbiolongicarpus
Lineage: Eukaryota; Metazoa; Cnidaria; Hydrozoa; Anthoathecata; Hydractiniidae
Product: retinoblastoma-like protein 1
Exons: 27
Coding region: 44-3106 (1020 amino acids)
Biological process (GO): regulation of transcription by RNA polymerase II; cell differentiation; negative regulation of G1/S transition of mitotic cell cycle
Cellular component (GO): transcription regulator complex; nucleus; chromatin
Molecular function (GO): RNA polymerase II transcription regulatory region sequence-specific DNA binding
Source: RefSeq, a predicted model, not a curated record